AUGACAGAAGCAAUAUUCACAUUACUUUAUAGUGCCGACUAUCUUGCUGGUGCAUUGGUUUUGGGUGUUCAAUUACAAAAAAUUAGAAAAAGAUCAGCAAAAAGUAUUGUUCUUGGAAUUUUGGUUGACAAGUCACAGUUUACUUCUUCUCAGUUACAGUUGCUUGCGAGAUACUAUGACGAGCUAAAUGAUGUGUCACCAACUCUGUCGACUUUGCAUGAAAAAUUAGAGUGCGAAUUAGCAAGACCAGAGUUGAACAAAACGUUUACCAAAAUUGAGUUGUGGUCACUUCAACAAUAUGAAAAGAUACUUUAUUUAGACUCAGAUACACUUCCGUUGGUAUCGGAAUCAUCCUCUAGUAGUAUAGGAGACUUGUUGCAAUUGGAGUUUGAUGAGAACAAAAUAUUGGCUGCUCCCGAUAGUGGGUUCCCCGAUGUAUUUAAUUCUGGAGUCUUUGUGUUGAAACCUAGCCAAAAAGUUUACAAAGAGUUGCAGUCGCUAGUUGAAAAAUCGAAAAUCGAUCUGAGUGUUUCCUUUGACGGUGCUGACCAAGGUCUUCUCAACUAUUUUUUCAAUAGCAAACCAAAUUGGGUUCAGCAGUAUGUAGAGAAAGGAGAGAUAAAUGUGGAUAAUGUAGUUGAAACUAAUAACUGGAUAAAAAUUCCAUUUUUGUUCAAUGUCACACCUUCAGCAGCAUAUGAGUAUUGGCCGGCAUUUAAACAUUUUCAUAAAGUAGUCGACCAACCAGAGCCUAGUAGAGGUUGGGGACCAGGAGAGUAUGAUAACGAGUUACUUUCUACUUUUGAUACACUAAAUCGCUAUCGUUCUGCAGCAAUCCGCCACGUUCUGGGACAAUCAUCAUCAUCUUCUUCUUCUUCUUCUUCUUCACAGAUUCAAGUGAUGCAUUUCAUUGGACCAUACAAACCCUGGGCGUCUUGUGCCACGGCUCAUGGAAUUCACAAGGACUGGCUAAAAGUUUGGAUUGAAGAGUUUGGAGAGCGUUCAAUAUCCGAUGUUGUAAAUGAGGGUGUUUUACCAGACACAGAGAAGCAGAAUUAUCAACAUGAGCUGCAGCACUUGGUGGAGUAUUCUCCCUCAAAACCUAUUUCCAAUGAUGUCCAUGAUGAGGAACGGGAAGAUGAAAAGAAACAUCAACCUACAAACUCGGAUCCUUUUUCUUUACUUGAUCCAUCUCGCUACCAACGGUUCAAAGAUACCGCAAUACCCAGUAUUGAUGCAAUGUGGGAUGCAACAAAAGAGGCUCCGCCAAAACACAAUAAAAAAGAAUCAUCACAACCCGAACACGCGAAAGAUAAUGUCUUUGAGAAUCACUUGAAAGCUGCUCGUUACCACGACUGGGAUCAACCACAGGAAACUGUAGUUGCACCAGCAGAAAAGACUGAAAACAUUCAAAAAGAAGAGCAAGUGCUUGAAACUUAUGAUGCAGUGCAUACGCUUGAGGAGAAGGAAAAGAAUGAAGAAAAAGAGGGAGAGGCAAAACAGGGAGAGGCAAAAGAGGGAGAGGCAAAACAGGGAGAGGCAAAAGAGGGAGAGGACCUUGGUGCAGGUGCAGUUCCACAAGAUGCCAAAAAAGUGGCAUCUCAACCGCAACCAGAAGUGAUAGAACAGCCAGAAUUGUAUGGACAUAGAUACAUUGAGCCCGAACGAGUAUUCAAUGAGAGUUCAAAUUUUUUCCCUGUUCAUAUUCUUCAAGAUUUGGAGAAAGUCGAUAUCAGUCAAGAUUCUAAUACUUUUGUGUCUGAUGAGAUGAAAGUGGCGCAUUUGGGCGCUGAUGUAUCUAGAUAUAGCCAAAACAAUGAGAUUCUAGAGGAGAAGGGACUCAUAGAAACCCAUGGUUUUGACAAUAGUUUCACCGAGGAUCAAACACCCUCUCAUAUCCAAGACGAUGAAGAGUUUAUUCAAGUGACUCCGAAAUUGUUUCCCUGGGAGUUUCGAGAACAAUACAGACCAGAAAGAAGUUUUGAUUAG
Messenger RNA from Lodderomyces oxycetoniae, 1989 nucleotides. Its product is annotated as glycogenin glucosyltransferase. Bases 1 to 1989 code for a protein of 662 amino acids. The transcript has a single exon. Lineage: Eukaryota; Fungi; Ascomycota; Pichiomycetes; Serinales; Debaryomycetaceae. Gene Ontology annotation, molecular function: glycosyltransferase activity. Gene Ontology annotation, cellular component: cytoplasm. The record is from RefSeq and is a predicted model, not a curated record.